AUGAUUCGCCAUUUAUCGCAGAAUUCUGCCUGGCGCCGCAUGGUCCGGCCUAUAGCUAUAGGCCAGCGCUACCUCUCGACACAAGUGUCCCACACGUCUUUCCCUGCCACGCUGCUGCACUACUGCCCGCGCCAACGAGUGCGGCUGUACGACCACGCCGAGUCCGACGAUCGACCGGACGAUCUUGUUGACGAGAGCGCCAUCGUAGAGAAGAACGGUCUCGUGUAUCGGGAACCCCCCACAAGCCAUGUUUCAAACGGUGCUGUCCUGUAUCCUAAUACCUUUAUGAUGCAGGAGUUCAUCCGCAUGUACUAUGAUGAGAUGCUUGAUCGUGAAGAUGAGGGCAAGGAGGUUGAGACGCCCUACAUCUUUACUAUCAGACGAGGAACACCUAUUCCUAGCCAUCUCAUUCUGAUCAAUGAAUACAUGUCGCGAUUUUCUCUCCGACCAGCACAAGCCUUGCCGCUUCAAGAUCUUAAUCAAGCUCUCAACGAAUUCUUCGACAAACAUGCUAAGAAGGAGACUGCGAGUGGCUGGUUGGACAAUCAUCCAUUCCAGAAUGCCGUUGCCGAUGACGCCCUGGCAGUGUGGGGAAGUCACUGA
Messenger RNA from Thyridium curvatum, 603 nucleotides. RefSeq lists its product as uncharacterized. Lineage: Eukaryota; Fungi; Ascomycota; Sordariomycetes; Thyridiales; Thyridiaceae. The transcript is spliced from 4 exons. The coding region runs from base 1 to 603 and encodes 200 amino acids. The record is from RefSeq and is a predicted model, not a curated record.